Molecule: messenger RNA, 203 nt
Organism: Rotaria sordida
Lineage: Eukaryota; Metazoa; Rotifera; Eurotatoria; Philodinida; Philodinidae
Source: the annotation of a GenBank genome assembly
AUGAUACUAGUAAUAUUUGCGUAUGUCUUAUAUAUAGCAGCUAAUAUUCGUCCACUUCCUGAAUUUAUGUAUAUUAGUGCAGCCUUAGUAGGACUUGCUGCUGCUCCUCUAUGGACGGCUCAAGCAUUGUAUAUCAAUCGAAUUGGUCGUUAUCACGCACAACAUAAAUGUCAAACGGCUGAAGUAUCUGUUGGUCUAUUUUU